Colletotrichum siamense is the source of this 3552-nucleotide messenger RNA. Its product is annotated as Dynein heavy chain-like protein. The coding region runs from base 1 to 3552 and encodes 1183 amino acids. The record is from RefSeq and is a predicted model, not a curated record. Lineage: Eukaryota; Fungi; Ascomycota; Sordariomycetes; Glomerellales; Glomerellaceae. The transcript has a single exon.
AUGGCCGCCGACGACGAGGUCCCCACCAAGGUCGAGGAGGAGAAGAAGGCUGACGAGGUCAAGACGGAAGAUACCGAGGUGAAGGAGGAUACAGCAGCUCCUGAGGCUACGAAGGAGGCUGAAGAGAAGGAGGAGGGGGCUGCUGAGGCUGCUACGGAGAAGCCGUCAGGAGCUCCUGUCGAGGAGCCCAAGACAGAGACCGUCGAGGCAGAGACAGAAGCAGAGCCUGCUGCUGAGGAUACGCCUGCCUCCACUGACGAUACGACAACGGGAGAGGACAAGCCUGAGGCUGAGGAGAGUGUCGAGGCCACUGCGCAAGACGAGCCCGAGCAACCAGACGCCAAAUCGGAGGAAGAUCUCGCGGAAGAAGUUGCCGCGGAGCUAGCGGCUUCGGAGGAGGCCCAACCGGAGGAGUCUGAGCCCACGCCUGAGCCUCAAGUCGAGGAGGAGAAGCCCGCCCAAGAAGAACCCGAAGCCGAGCCGGUAGCAGCGGCUGAAGCUGAGAAGGCGGCUACCCCUGAGCCUGAAAUCACGGCCGACGAACUCGCAAAGGAAGUGGAGGAGGAAUUGGCGGCUGCGGCGGCUGAACCCACCCCCGCUGUCGUUGUCGAAGAGGUCGAGGACGAUAACACGGAGCCUGCUGCAGUACGCGAAGCAAGCCGCUCUUCGUCGUCGAUGCGCCGUGCUUCCGGCCAGACUGAAGCUCUAAUUCAAGCCGCCGCUAAGGAGGUUCUCGAAAGACUCGAGGCACAGACCAUGGAGACCAUUCGCAACCGGUCACACUCUCCCCGAGAUUCCAUGGGCUCGACAAAUAACGGCACCGAGAUCCACUACGACACAAGAUCCGACACCACCCGCGGUGAAUCUCACGACAGAAGGUCAGACGUCACCCACCGCGACUCUUGGGCUUCCCGUUCUCAGGCAAGCUAUCAUGAUAGCCCCCGUGAAAGCCGCCGUGAAUCCCGCCAGAGCCGGCGGGGCAGACACAGCCGACGCGACAGCGACGUCCGGCCUGCGCCCAUGCACGUCGAGGACGGCGGCGAUAGCUCCUCCCAGCACGGUGGUGACUCUGAUGUGUUCAGUGAUCGCAGCGCCCGCAGCUCUAUGGGUUCCUUCGACGGUGGCCACAUGGAUCACCACCACAAGGACAUGGAAUGGCGCUCGUCGAAGCGGUCUUCGGCCAUGUCCGAUAUCUCCAUGUCUGACAUCUCCCACUACGACCGCGAGGAGUUUGUGCCCACCAUCCGCGGCUCUCAGAGGAUGCCUUUCCGCACGCCUUCUGAUGUGAAGGCCAUGCAGUACUCCUCACCAGCCCCCUCCAUCGUCGGAUCACCCCGCUCGGCGAAGCGUGGGCAGCUGCCGACUAUUUCUCGGCUUGGAAGCCCGACGGUGUCCGCUCAGUAUUCUCCCAAGGGCCGCACGACGCCGACACGCCUCAAGGUCAAGAAGGAGCCUGCUCCCCUUGUCUUGCUGCAUGUGACUCUUCUACCUCUUCGCUGGCAAUGGGCUGAGAUCCUCGAAAACACACCUUCUGAUAACCUCACGGCAGAGGCCAAGAACCUGCGCGAGGCCUGGCACCACCUCCACGACCGUGUCGCGGAGACCGUCUGCGAGCGCGGUAUCCUCCUGUCCCAUCCCCAGGAUGACUAUGAAAUCCUCGAGGAGAGACUGCUGGAAGCCCUCGACCUCCCUCUGCGCCGCAGGGCACGUGUCCUCGAAUGCGGCCAUUACAUCGGACCCUCCAACGAGUCAACCAUGACCGAGGAGAUCGACAGCGACGAAGAGGAGUACGAUGAGGAGAUCCGGAGGCGGAACGCCCUGGCCAAGACCCACUGGUGCCCUACCUGCCGCCACGACAUCCGCUACGAGUCCCUCGGCCCCGGCAAGAUCUUCCGCAUCAAGGUGUACGCCAGCAACGGCCUUAUGAGGACCGGCGCCUGGGCUGCUUGCUGGAAGGAGAUGGAGCGCGUCGACGUCGAGAUCGAGCCCAUCGUGACGUCCGGCGUCCUCGACGAGCUCGAGCGUCUGGUUAUUGCCCAGUCUCAGCAGAUGGUCAAGCAUGAGAACCCCACCAUUAUCGAGUCGACCGAGACCGACCACGACGACAUGUCCGCGUUUGAGCACGACAUGGACGACCACCACCUCGACCGCAGCAUGCCUGCACUGGAAGAGCCGCCUCAGGAGCCCUCAAUUAUUGGGGAGUCAAACAUGAUUGAGCCCAAUUACGAGGAUGAGUCGCAUAUCCCUGCGUCGUCGCCUGCCCCGGCCAUGGAAGAGCACCGGUCGCCUUCUCCUGAGCCGAUGCACCGCCACCAUGAGAGUGAAGAGCGCCGUCUUCGUGACGAGGCUCGCAUGCGUGAAAUCUACGGAGACAGCGCUCCCCCAUCCGCUGAGCCAGAGCACGAGCCCGUUCCCGAGCCGGAGCCGCAAGCCGAGGAGUACAACCAGAAGGACUACACCCAGACGCCGCCGCCUCAGCAGUCCCGCGAACAGCCCCAUGAGCACUACCACCAAGAGCAGGAACACCGCCACCAGCAGUCACCGCCGCCUCCGUCCAGCCACGGCUUCGACCAGCAACAGGGCCAGCCACGCACCUUCCAGAACGCCGGCUUCGGCGAGCUGCUCCUUGAGGCUGCGCGCGUGUUCAUGCAGGACAAGAAGAACCUCGCCAUUGUGGUUAUGGGAUUGUUGAUGCUGUUCAUGGUGGUCAAGCCGGCGCCGCGGGAGGUCAAGGAGUGGGAUGGCAAGUUUGUGGAGCAGAUUCGGGCCGAGGUCCGUAUGGAUGAAGGGUCGAAGGCUGCUGUUGAGCCGGCUGUAAUGGAGACGGUCCAGUCCGUGGUUGAGUCGGUUACUGAGUCGAUUGUUUCUGCCGAGACGCCUGUUGACAUUGUCGUGGAGCCUAGUCAGGCUGUUACUGAGGUUGACGAGAAAGCCGAGGCCGCUGAGCCUAGCCAGGAUAUGCCCGUUUCCGAGCCAACUGCUACGGUCGAGGAGGAUGCCUUUGGGACCUCUUCUGCGUCUUCUGACGAGCCCUCUCCUUCUGUGGUUGAGGGUUUAGAGGAGUCUGAGCAGGAGGUCGAGGAGGGUGCUGAGGAAGCGACUCCCUCGCCUGAGCCUACUCCUUCCCCGCUUGACGAGUCUGAAAGCCAGUCCCACGUCGCCGUUCACCAGACGAUCACGACCAGGGAGGUUGUCCGCAUCAUGGAGACUGUCACCGAGACUGUCAAGGCGUUCGUCACCGAGACGGAGGUCAUCCAGUCCGAGCCCACGGCCAGUGUUGCGCCUGAGGCUGAGAUCGAAGAGCAAGAAGAGGGGCAGGUUGAGGACGAGGAGGACCCUGUUGAGGGCGCCGCUGCGGAGGAGACUGUCGUCGAGGAUGAGAUGUCUGCCCAGCCUACUGAGACCGAAGAGGAGCAGGCCGCUGAGACUGUUGCACCUACCGAAGAGCUUGUUGACGAGGCAGUGGUCGAGGAAGAGCCUGCUUCUGAGGAGGCCGAGCAGAAGGUUGAGCAGGAACAGGAGUCUGAGACGGCGGAGCACGAUGAGCUCUGA